AGGACCAUCGCCUGUUUUAGCAGAGACCGUGAACAUCACAUUAAUUACAAACAGCUCGAUUCAUUUAGUGUGGGAUUCUGUAAUUCCCGAAGAUGCUGGCGGUUAUGACGUCAGCUGCAACUGCAGCAGCCCAAAUGCAAACAAAUUAACAACACCAACAUCAUCGUCUUCCUUACCGUCGGCAUCUUGUACUGGACUAGACCCAGGCACAUUCUGCUCUAUCUAUAUUCAAACUUAUAUCAUGAAUUACGAACAUGGAAAUCUUACUGGCGAAAAUAUGUUUAUACACUUGCAAAAUAGCACAAGCGAAGAAGCACCAGGGAUUGUCUCUUAUGCGAAUGUGUCUGAUUUGAAUUCGACAUCAGUAACAUUAAGUUGGCAAAUUCCCGAGUUUAGAAACGGUAUUAUACGUCAGUAUGUUUCUGUUAUUAAGACAGAAGACACUCCGUUUGUAUUUGAGACUCUGUGGCAAUGCAUCGACUGUUCAGGAUCACAAACAAUUGAUGUUCUUACCAACAAAACAGUCGAGUACAACAAAUCCCGUACAUCUUUCUCUGAUAACGUUACGGGCUUGCACCCAUUUAGAAACUACACGUAUACGAUUUUAGCUUAUACAGUCAAAGAAGGACCGGGGGUUAUACAUAUAUUCCAAACAAUGGAAGAUAUUCCAGGGAAACCAGUUAAUGUGAGUUCCGUUCACAUAGGCAAAAAUUCAAUUGUACUUACAUGGAAGCCGCCGAUUGAAAGAAAUGGAAUAGUGUUGAAAUACACAAUCACGUACAUGUUCAAAGAGCGUGUUUGUCGUGGUUUAGGUGGCUACACGUCAAAAUAUAUACCCGUUAACAGCACAUCAUAUUCCUUGAUGGACAGUAUUUACCCACACUGGAAUUACAGUAUAUGGAUCAACGCUUCUAACAGCGUUGGUACGGGGAACGUUUCUGACACCGUUGAUAUUUCGACUAGAGAAGAGAGGCCUAGUAGUGAUAUCGACAGCAUUUCAAGCGCCAUGGUAACGUCAAACAAUGCAACAAUAAACUGGUCGGAUCCUUGCUAUAUGAACGGAAUAUUAACCGCUUACUUUGUGGAAUUGAACAACACGGCAGGUGAAAAUCAAGGUUUUGAAGAGUGGAAAAUAGAUAAACGAAACAUAGUUUUGGACGGACUUUUGCCAUUCAGAAACUAUUCCGUCCGCGUAAAAGCUGCCAACUCGGCGGGGAACGGAACUUACAAUGCUCCGCACGGAUUUCAAACCAAGAUAGACGUUCCCGAUUCACCAUCUGAUGUAACGACAGGUUAUGUCACAUGUUGUUCGAUUGAGGUUAGGUGGAAAAGAGCAUUAAACUACACGGGGCCAACACAGUACACGGUUAUAGCGACGGACUAUCACAAUACAUCCAUUGAGUUUAUCAAUACAACACAUGUUGGAUGGUGGACAGAUGAACUCGCCAAUACGAGUGUGGUGCUAGGCCUUGAUCAGUUUUGGAGAUAUUCAAUAAAGGUGAUUGCUGAAACAGCGUAUGGCAACCUAACUUAUAGACAUAUGUCAACUCCUGUUUUAAUCACAACCGCAGAAGAUCGUCCAGGAAAGGUGCAAAAUCUUAAUGUUACAGCGGAAAAAGAUCUUCAGAAGCCAAGAAAAUUGCACGUGUCAUGGGAUCCACCAAUUGAAAGAGACCUUAACGGAAUCAUUGUUCACUAUGAAAUAUACUGUACGAAUGGAAACCAAACCAUUGUUACCACACCCAGUAAUCGUUCACUGAUAAUACCGCUAUCUAUAGACAGCGUUACGAAUGUAACGGUUCAGGUUCGGGCAGAGACAAUCGUAGGUAUGGGAGAACAUGAAGAAUCGACAGUUGAAAUGGACCCUGGAAGUAAAGCUGGGAUUUCAGCUCCCAAUCUCAUGCCUGCAAUAGUUGGUGGUCUUGCUGCAGCUGUUGUGGUUAUUGUUAUUGUUGCUGUUUUUGUGUACACAAAGCGAACCAAUAGAGUGUGUUUUUCUGCUAAUUCGAAGACAGUGGAAUCAGUUCAAAUCGUGAAAGAGAUAGAAAUCUCUGAGUUAGCUACCGAGUAUGUCUUCAAGACGGGUACAAUAUCAUUGGCCGCAUUCCCCGAUAAGGUAGACAAAAUGCAUAAAGACAGUAAUCUACUUUUCGCAGAUGCAUUUAAGAUGUUGAAAGACAAAAGUCCUGCCUAUCCGUCCACGGCGGCUGAAUCCCAGCAGUGCAGACCCAAGAACCGUUACACGAACAUAAUGCCAUUUGACCAUUCCCGUGUGAAGCUUCAUGCUGUGGAUGACGUCGAAGGAUCAGACUUUAUCAAUGCAAAUUUUAUCCCUGGAUAUACAUCGCCCCGAGAAUACAUAGCGACUCAGGGUCCAAUGCAGAUGACAUUCGAUGACUUUUGGCGCAUGGUCUGGGAACAGAGUGUGGACACGAUUGUCAUGCUGACAAAACUGGCGGAGAAGGGACGAAACAAAUGUGAUCAAUAUUGGCCGACCUUGAAAGAACCAGUGUUCUACGGUGACAUUGCUGUAUCCAUCAAAUCCGAGUCGAACCUCCCCGACUAUACCCUUCGGAUUUUCGAAAUCAAACCUUCGAAAGGACCUAGCCGAAUUGUGAAGCAUUUCUUGUAUCUGAAAUGGCCGGACAUGGGUUGCCCUGACGACCCUCAGAUGUUGCUGGAUUUUGUAAAGUCUGUCCGGGAUCACACGCAAAGACCUGAUAGGACAAAUCCAACUGUGGUGCACUGCAGCGCUGGAGUUGGCAGAACCGGAACGUUUAUAGCCGUAGAUCAUCUUCUGCAACACAUUCGUGACCAUGACGACGUCGAUAUCUUCCAACUUGUUCUGGAUAUGCGCAAACAUAGGUGUAACAUGGUGCAGACUGAGGACCAGUUUAUCUAUAUCUAUGAAUGUCUGAAGACUUUUAUCACCAACGAUGAAGAUCAAGCGGAACCGUUAUAUCAAAAUUCAGAAUUUGGUGCGGACAAUAUCUACGAAAAUGCUGGCUUUCAGACUGACCUAUAACUGAUGAUGUUAUAAAGAUAAAUGGAAAGCACACUUGGAAAUAACAAAGUUGAUCAGGGCAGUAGUACCAUUAUGUAUAAUGUAAUUUUUAGGCAAUUUCCACAACAUUUGUUUCUAUGAAACCAAAACAACAAGUGUAUCAAAUAGUUUAUGUUCUACAAUCUGCUAUAGAGGUAUUACGCAUAUCUCUUUCUUUAACGUAGGAAAUGACUUAAAAAUGUGUAAUAGACCGUUUGCAAUGCUGACUGACUCAUAGUCAGGAGGCUUCGAAAUUA
Molecule: messenger RNA, 3300 nt
Organism: Dreissena polymorpha
Lineage: Eukaryota; Metazoa; Mollusca; Bivalvia; Myida; Dreissenidae
Product: receptor-type tyrosine-protein phosphatase delta-like
Exons: 21
Coding region: 242-3025 (927 amino acids)
Biological process (GO): protein dephosphorylation
Molecular function (GO): protein binding; protein tyrosine phosphatase activity
Source: RefSeq, a predicted model, not a curated record